UCACUGACUCCCUGGGAAUCCUGAUCAGAAAACUGAUUCACUGCUGAUUUACUGAGGAUGGCAAAGUUCGCCGUGCGUGUCUCCGUACUGCUGGUGUUGCUGCUGGUGGCACUGGAUGAAAGCAGUUCCAAUAAAUAUUGCUGCACACGGUACCAGCAAAACCCUGUCUCAGUAAAAAGGCUGAAAAGCUACACAGUCCAAGAUGACAACUGCAAACUCAGGGCAAUAAUUUUCAAGACUGAGAAAAACAGACAUAUCUGUGCCAAUCCUGAAGACCAGUGGGUGAAAAUUGCUAUUCAGUUACUGCCACGAAAACACUGAGGACAACAUUCACGGAGCUCACUUGAGUGCAUCA
Molecule: messenger RNA, 355 nt
Organism: Pundamilia nyererei
Lineage: Eukaryota; Metazoa; Chordata; Actinopteri; Cichliformes; Cichlidae
Gene: ccl20a.4
Product: chemokine (C-C motif) ligand 20a, duplicate 4
Exons: 4
Coding region: 58-321 (87 amino acids)
Biological process (GO): immune response
Cellular component (GO): extracellular region
Molecular function (GO): chemokine activity
Source: RefSeq, a predicted model, not a curated record